AGCUGCAAGGGGUAGGGCACAGUGAGAGGCAGAUAAUAGCCGUUGCUGCCAGCAUUACCAGGCACCAAGGAAAGCAAUGACUGUGAGCGACUCCAAAGCAAGGGUGCAGCAGAUGGGCUCUCUGGGGUUUCUGGACCGAGGUCACAUUGCCCUGGUGCUGCAGUUGCUGUUACUCGUUCUCUUCGCUGGACUCCUGGCCGCCAUCAUCAUCCAAGUUUCCAAGAUCCCCAGCUCAGAGGAAAUGCAAUGGGAAAAAACAAAGCAGGAGAAAAUGUACCAGGACCUGAGCCAACUGAAGUCUGAAGUUGAUAGCCUCUGUCGCCACUGCCCUUGGGAUUGGACAUUCUUCAAUGGAAACUGUUACUUCUUCUCCAAGUCGCAACGGAACUGGCAUGACUCCAUCACUGCCUGCCAGGAGGUGGGGGCCCAGUUGGUCGUCGUCAAAAGUCACGAGGAGCAGAGCUUCCUGCAGCAGACUUCCAAGAAAAAUGGCUACACCUGGAUGGGGCUGUCAGACCUGAACAAGGAAGGUGCAUGGUAUUGGCUGGAUGACUCACCUCUGUCAGACAGAUUUGGGAAGUAUUGGAAUAGAGGACAGCCCAACAACAUUGGGGGACAAGACUGUGUGGAAUUCAGAGAUGAAGGCUGGAAUGAUGCCAACUGCAACGACAUGAAAUUGUGGAUCUGCAAAAAAUCUGCAACUACCUGUUCCAGCAAGUGAUGGCCAGACCCCCUCUGCAGUUUCCGCAGCCUAAACAUCCCUGUUGGACAGUGGACUUGUACUUUUCCCAGUUCUUUUCCCUAUCUAUGGGCGUGGAGAUCUUAGUAUUACAUACUCUGGGACGUCUUCAGUCUCCUUUGCUAGUCACUAUGGUGCUGGACCAUUGAUGGCCUUCCUUGGAUGUCUCCAAAAUCCUGCUGGCACAGCUGUGGUUCUACCGUUGGGUUUAUUCGCAUUAAAGUUGUGUGGGAUACACUGA
Mesocricetus auratus (golden hamster) is the source of this 980-nucleotide messenger RNA. RefSeq names its product CD209 antigen-like protein E. Lineage: Eukaryota; Metazoa; Chordata; Mammalia; Rodentia; Cricetidae. Bases 77 to 721 code for a protein of 214 amino acids. The record is from RefSeq and is a predicted model, not a curated record. The transcript is spliced from 6 exons.